AUAUAGAUAAGAACUAUGUGUAUACGUACAUAAGGCUAGUUUCGCAUUACCACGUACCAGGAAGGAACAACAGUGGCGUAGAUGAUAAAAGUGCAUAUGAUGCAGAUAGCGCCGCACGGCCCGAUGAUAGACGGUACGUGGCGCUGCAUUACGAAUUCAAAUGAAUGCAGCACUUGGAAAGUAAAGUGCAUAAAUUCAACCAAAAUUUGGUAGCAUCGGCCAACAGUUCAGUCAGAAGACGCAUAUGUUCUGCUUCGACGAAGUUCUCUACUAUGAGGUAAUGAAGUAUCCCGGCAAUUAAUUCAUUGGGUUAAUUAUCGUGAAGUCAUUUUACCAUGGAGCAAUGUUUUUGUGAAAGUGAACACAGUAUUGAAAGCGAAACAUUACUUGGUAUAGAAACCUACUGAUCAAAUUAAAACGGAAGAGAUAAUUGUUAUAAGAUAUUUCGCGUCUUUGCCAAAUUCAGCGAUCAAGGAACUUCGCGAAAAAUAUGAUGGAUACGGAGAUGAUUGGAUCUUCAUGCCAGAUGGAAAUGGUCAACCACAAGUUGCCGUUUUAAAGGGAUAUGUGCCAGAGGCUCGUUUUUUUGACGAGGAUCGAAUUACCUACUUCCUUUAUACACGAGACAAUCCCAAAAAUGGUACGAAAAUUAAAAUCAAUGAUAAGGAAUCUUUAAAGAAGUCACAAUUUUCUCCCUCGCGUCAAACAAAGUUCAUCACUCAUGGCUGGAAAUCCAGUGCGUCUAGUACUGGUUUUCUAAAUAUGAAAGACGCGUGGUUGGCUCAGGGUGAGUACAACGUCUUCUUGGUUGAUUGGGAACCCCUGGCUGCUAGCACAUUUUAUCUAGGACCGAUGGCGAACACCGGACGAGUUGGAAAAGACGCGGCCACUUUUAUUGACUUCUUGGUCCACGAGACUGGGAUGAAAACAGAGGACGUUCAUUUCAUUGGGCAUUCCCUGGGAGCGCACGUUGCCGGAAACACAGGACAUCAAACAACUUCUGGUCGUCUUGGUCGCAUCUCAGGAUUGGAUCCUGCAUUGCCGGGUAUUCAUAUAUUCUCAACUUUGGAAACUCGAUUGGACCCGUCUGACGCUAAAUUUGUUGACAUCAUUCAUUCCUGCGGUGGAGUUUUGGGCUACUUUCAACCCUUAGGUCAUGCAGACUUCUAUCCAAAUGGAGGAAUGGCGGUGCAGCCUGGAUGUUGCUGCCUUCCAGAGCUGUUGGAGGCCUGCAGCCAUGGAAGAUCUUACGAGUAUUUUACCGAGAGUAUAAUGAUGAAAACGGGAUUUCCGGCCACAAGAUGUUCCGAUUGGGACCAUUACAUGGGCAAAAAAUGCUCUGAUUCUGAUGUCGCCUAUAUGGGAGCUUACACCGAUCCUUCUACGAACGGCUCUUACUUUUUGCAAACUAGACACCAGAAGCCUUAUGGUUAUGCUGCCGAAGUAACUCAAAAUGAAGUUUGAUCCAUAGUUAUGCGAAGUAUCCCGAAGCUAAUGCUUGUCUAGUCUGGACGGAGUAUAACACGUAACACUGCAACAAAUCAGUCGUUUUAAAUGUUAUACUUGUAUCACGUCAUGUGUUUUCUUGCUGGAAAUUUCAUGCGUAUGUGUAAUACGGUUGUAAUCAAUAAAUAUCGCUAACCCACAAAUAAAGUGGUCAGAGGAUUAUUAAUGAAAACUUCGUCAUUAUGUAAAUUAAUGUUCUGUUAAUUUUAUUUUUUUUUAUUUAUUUUUUUCUCGCGAUUCUUUUUUGUUUAUCAAUAGUCGAUACAUUUCCCAUAAUAUUCUUACAUUACUGUACAAUAAAAGAAUGCACCAUUCUUCAUACUUCAAUAUUAAUUCACAAAUUUUACAAGAUCGACGUAAGUAUUACAUCAUCGACGAGAACAAUUUGAGAAAUUUUUGAUUUUAAUAAAUAAUAGUUACAAUACUCAACAGAUACGUAAGGUACAAUAGACUAUAAGCUAAAGAGGAUUGAGGGCAAUCAUUUUAAUCAAAUGUCAUUAUGGAUAAUCACUAAUAUUCUGUUAUUUGA
This is a messenger RNA of Diprion similis, 2035 nucleotides long. Its product is annotated as pancreatic triacylglycerol lipase-like. The transcript has 6 exons. Gene Ontology annotation, biological process: lipid metabolic process. Bases 520 to 1464 code for a protein of 314 amino acids. Lineage: Eukaryota; Metazoa; Arthropoda; Insecta; Hymenoptera; Diprionidae. The record is from RefSeq and is a predicted model, not a curated record. Gene Ontology annotation, molecular function: lipase activity.